AUGACGCUUCUCUACGUCGGUCUGCAGGAUUCUUACCCGAAAUGCGGUCAAGAGUGGGAUGAAGACAAUUCCUCUGGCCUGGUAAACAGCCUUGGCAAAAUCCUGGAGGAAAUCGGACAAUUAGAUAAGAGGCAGAUCGCAGAAGAAUGCGUUCGCGCUGCGGACGCUCUUCUUUUGGAUAAGAAGCACCUUGCAGCUCUGUGUACAGUGGGCAUCGGACUCGAAUGUUUUGUGGAUAGAGUUUACGUAUCAGAGGCUGUUCAGGAUUGGUCUAUAUCAGCAUCAGAAAGCACUGUUACUGGUGCUAUGCAGCCCGCUCCGUUCCUUCCACCACAGUCUCCUUACGACCUCAGUCUUUCAACACACGAUGCAUCAUCCACCCUUGGCGAUUCUCAACAGUGGAUAAAUUAUCUGAAUCUACUUGAUAACACAGACUCCAGUUUGGCGGACUCGCCUUUGCUCACCAAUACUCCCUCGGAAAGUGCUUCUCCCUUCACCGAACCGAACCUUUCCAGUGAUCCCAACUCGUGCAUCAAGAGCUUUACUAAUGCUCAGCUCAAAGCUUUCGUCACACUCUCUGUGAAAACCUAG
Messenger RNA from Penicillium arizonense, 591 nucleotides. RefSeq lists its product as uncharacterized. The record is from RefSeq and is a predicted model, not a curated record. The transcript is spliced from 7 exons. Bases 1 to 591 code for a protein of 196 amino acids. Lineage: Eukaryota; Fungi; Ascomycota; Eurotiomycetes; Eurotiales; Aspergillaceae.